This is a messenger RNA of Sciurus carolinensis (gray squirrel), 1234 nucleotides long. RefSeq names its product mitochondrial transcription rescue factor 1 (gene Mtres1). The coding region runs from base 166 to 891 and encodes 241 amino acids. The transcript is spliced from 4 exons. NCBI's taxonomy places the organism in Eukaryota, Metazoa, Chordata, Mammalia, Rodentia, Sciuridae. The record is from RefSeq and is a predicted model, not a curated record.
CUUCACGCUUUCACUGUGAAACGUACGCGGCGAGCCCCUGGCCCCGCCCACGCUCCUGCCCGGUCUGCGCGGGAAUCGCCAGCGUCUUGCAGAGUCCGAACAACCUGGGGACGCCGCGUGAGCCCCGGGGCUGCACGAGGACUGUGGGAUUGGAUUAUAUGCGCCAUGGCUAUGACUAGUGUCAGAUUGCUCACUGGUGUUUUAAGAAAAUCAGAUGCCUGGAUUGGAUUCUGGACUGUGCUUCAAGGGACACCUUCUUCACACAAACUCUGUGCUUCCUGGAAUCGAUACUUGUAUUUUUCUAGUAGCAAGUUAAAUACAUCAAAGUAUAAAACACUUCUCCAUGGUAUUUUCCCUGUGAAACUCCCAGGGCUUUUAGUAUCUCCAGAAUAUAUGUUUCCAUUUUCCAUAAGACUCAAAAGUAAUGUAAGCUCUAAAAAGUCCUCUAAAAAGACUCUGCAAAAAGUAGAAGAUGAAGAAGAUUCUGAUGAGGAGGGUGAUCAUGAGGACAGGAGUGAGCAGGAAGAGGAGCUGGAGGAUGACCCUAGUGUAACCAAAGACUACAAAGACUUGGAGAAGGUUGUGCAGUCUUUUCGGUAUGAUGUUAUCCUGAAAACAGGCCUCGAUGUUGGGAGAAACAAAGUGGAGGAUGCAUUCUACAAAGGUGAACUCAGACUGAACGGAGAAAAAUUAUGGAAGAAAAGCAGAACGGUGAAAGUAGGAGAUUCAUUGGAUCUUCUCAUUGGAGAGGACAAAGAAGCAGAAACAGAGACAGUGAUGCGGAUUCUCCUGAAAAAGGUGUUUGAAGAGAAGACUGAAAGUGAAAAAUAUCGAGUGGUGUUACGACGGUGGAAAAAGUUACACCUUCCUAAGAAGAGUAUGUUGAAAUAAAUGAGUUGCUUUUAUCCACGAAGCUGCUUCCUAACGGUGGGGAAAGAAGCCAACAUAAAAAAGAGGACAUUUCUACUAAAAUAAAGUUCUCUCACCAUUUGUGGAAUCUGCUGAGCAUUUUGUGAAAAUUAGGACCUGUAUCUGGAGACACUUCUCGGCCAGUGUUUCCCCCGAGACCGGAUCUGUGCUGCUGUCCCCCUCGCUGUGAUGAGAACCCUCUGCCCAGAGUGAGAUGCAAACUACAGGAGCAAAGCCUGCAUGGGGCUCUAAUGACAGGCCCGCUGCUUCCCACACCACCUACCUCACGGUCAUUAUGAAAUAAACUGCCUUGUUGGUCUUAGGA